UGGCCAGGUCAUAGUUGGUUUCCAACGUUGACUGGCCCAGAAGAACUGCUACGUGGCCUGAGAGUUCCAAUUAAUAUAUGCAGGGCGCAUACUUUCUGCAUUCAACUGAUUAGCCAUCACAUUCCCAGCUACAUACAUGCAACGCCGAGCCCAUUUCUACUCAGCCAAGUCUAAUGGCCGCCCCCUUCUCUUGACUUGGAUGAAGCUCUAUCAAAGGCAGCCCUUUCCUUCAGUUCAAUGCCCUACCUUGCCCAAGCGCACUGGCAUUGGCCACAAGUUUCACUACUUGCGGAUGAUCGUGACUGACAGUUGAACGAACUCAAAAACACUCGGCAAGAUGCCGUCGCUUGACGAAUCGGAGUCUCCCAUACGGGACCCUUACACGGCAUCAGACAGCGAACGAGGACGAGGACAAAGGAUGUCUUCUUCGAAGAGAUGGACGGCACGAGCCCCGCCAUUGAGGAUACUCUCGGCGACUUCAUGCUGCAUAAUCCUGGGGCUGACCAGCGGCAGAGGUACUUCAUUUCGAGGGACAAGACGUCUAACCCCGUGUAUGAACGGUGGCACCGGCGCUGGAUCCAUCUGUCUCGGAAGAGCUCGCGGUUCCGCAUGACCGUUGGGACGGUCCUUGUCGUCCACGGCUGGGAGACGGAGGAGAAGAAGCAGCCCAUGUCCCUCAUCGUCCUCGGCGUCAGACUCAACUGCCACGCCUCCGGCGUCCGCAUCCAGUCGGCUCGCAUGUGGUUCACCUUCCACGAGGACGACGAAGCCAGCCCGCCCAACGCGGAGGAGGCUGGCUCCGAAGUUGUUGCCUUUGCCCCGUUCGUGGAGCAAGAAGUGACCAACGCGAACAGCGAAAACAGGGAAGAGGCUAACUACCUUCGGGGAUAUUUUGGGCUUGAGCAGAUCAUCAGCACAGGCCUGGAAGCCUCGAGGGGGCCCACGAGCGCCUACACACGACAGCACUUCCAUCGCAGGACAGCCGACUGCAUUGUCCGGGACGACAAGGGUUGCGGCGUGGACUGGUUCUGUGAGCAGAACAAGUUGACCAACCCCAUUCCCACCUCGCUGUCUUUCUCAAGCGCAACCACACCAGGGCGAACAACAAAGCCCAUCUCGUUCAGCGACGUCUUCGACAUGCGCAUUGAGGCCGGCUCCGUAUAUGGUCUUAACGACAACAUUUGCCGUGCCUUCCGCCUGGGCAGACCAGGAGCCGAACGCAUUCAUUACGAUCCACGCAAGGAUCCUUAUGAAAGGCGGUUUCGAGGGGUUCGGGUAGAGGCUACUAGCCAACAUUGAGUGAACAGCCUUGGGAAGUUGAUGGGGAAGGGAAAACUUGAACAGACUCCUGGACCCUGAGAGAACGUAGGGGCUGGAGCCAAUGGCCCCAAGCGGCGCUAACACGGGGCCCAAAGAUGCUCGUGAAGUAGGAUUGUUAUUGUGUGGAGCUUCCUGACACCUUCGGUCAUACAUAUUUUCGGCUAUGCUGCUGGUUCUAAUUCAAGAGAAACUCUCAGCCUGUGGAUGCAAACGCCAAGCUCUGAUGGCAAGAAAGGCGGGGAGGUCAAUGGCGGUGCAUUCUUAACAGAAUAACCAUGUCGAUUUCCCAAUGAAGGGAACCUAGUUAGAGCAGCGUUGUGUUUCAGUCUAUUUAAGUUUUCCUGUUAUGUGGCAGACUAGCCAGUUGAAUAGC
This is a messenger RNA of Parathielavia appendiculata, 1693 nucleotides long. RefSeq lists its product as uncharacterized. The record is from RefSeq and is a predicted model, not a curated record. Bases 436 to 1299 code for a protein of 287 amino acids. NCBI's taxonomy places the organism in Eukaryota, Fungi, Ascomycota, Sordariomycetes, Sordariales, Chaetomiaceae. The transcript has 2 exons.